UUUGCAUAACUUGAAGUUGGCUGUCAUAUUGAGAUAUGACUUCACUUGUGUAAUUGUGUUUCAUUCUUUGCUCUCCUUUGAAUUACCCAGAAUAUCAAAUCUCAUCAUCUGCUCAAUCUUUUUCUCAUUUCAAAUUAAUUGAAAAGCAAUGGAUUCUUUCAGAAGACAAGCCAGUAAAUUACGAGAUCAAGUUGCAAAGCAGCAACAGGCUGUAAUAAAGCACAUCAGUGGACCUGGCUAUGAGAGCUCAGAUAUAAUGGUCAUUGACGAAGUUGAAUUGCAGAGACAUCAACAACUUGACAAGUUGUACAAAUCAACUCGUUCAGGAAGGGAUUUCCAGAAAGAGCUUGUCAAAGCUGCUGAAGUAUUUGCAACUCUUGGCUACAGAAAGAUUGAAGCAGGCACUAAAUUGUCCGAGGAGUGUUGCAAAUAUGGAGCUGAGAAUAUUGAAGACAACAUUUUGGCUAAGGCUGCAUCAAUUUAUGGCGAUGCUCGAAAACAUGUAGAGAAGGAGCAGGAGGAUUUGAAUAAACUGCUAUUAUCUCAGAUAUUGGAUCCCUUGAGGCAAAUGAGUACUGGCACUCCUCUAGAGGAUGCUCGCCAUCUUGCACAACGUUAUAGUCGUAUGAGACAGGAAGCAGAAACACAGGCAGUUGAGGUUAAUCGAAGGCGGGCACGUGUUAGGGAGGCUUCAACUCAUGAAAAUUCAGCAAAGUUACAAGCAGCAGAAGCUAGAAUGCAAGAGUUGAAAGCUAACAUGGCAGUGUUAGGCAAAGAAGCAGCUGGUGCUUUAUCUGCUGUUGAAUCACAGCAGCAAAGACUGACAUUUCAGAGGCUUGUAGCACUGGUUGAAGCGGAAAAGAAUUACCAUGUUAGAAUAGCAACUAUUCUUAAUGAGGUUGAAGCUGAGAUGGUGUCUGAGAAGCAGCAGAAAGAAGCAGCUCCUCCUGUCCUCUCAAUAGAGAACAACUCAGGGAAAAAAUUGUACUGCUUAGCUGAAGCAAUCCAUCCAUUCUAUGCUGAAACUGACAAAGAGCUGAGUCUUGCAGUUGGCGACUAUGUUAUUGUUCGCAAGGUGACCCCCGAUGGCUGGUCUGAAGGAGAAUGCAAGGGUAAAGCAGGUUGGUUUCCAACAGCUUAUGUUGAGAAUCGUCAGAGGAUUCCGGCAAGGAAUGCUGCCUUAUUACCAACAGCUCUUGUUUGUUAUGAUCAAGAGCCUUAUUACUAACUCCGGUUCUUAUUACUCGCAACAAAGAGAUAUUUUAUGUCUCACAAAUAAUACUCAUUUGUUGCGAGUUAUAAUAACCGGAGGUAGUGUAUAGAUUGGCAUCUUUAUUUUGCCUGGUUUGCUAGGUAGUAUCGAUGUAUGUGUUUUGCAAAUGUAUGAUGACUCUGAUCUUGUGACCUCGAGGUGAAGGGUUUGAUCCCUAACAACUACUCCCUCAAUUUUUUUUUUUAAUGCAUCAGUUUGACUUUUACAUUAUUUACAUGUUAUAUUUGAUUUAAUUUUUCUGCUAUUAUAAG
Messenger RNA from Chenopodium quinoa (quinoa), 1524 nucleotides. Its product is annotated as SH3 domain-containing protein 3-like. The record is from RefSeq and is a predicted model, not a curated record. Gene Ontology annotation, molecular function: protein binding. The coding region runs from base 149 to 1228 and encodes 359 amino acids. The transcript is spliced from 10 exons. Lineage: Eukaryota; Viridiplantae; Streptophyta; Magnoliopsida; Caryophyllales; Amaranthaceae.